Molecule: messenger RNA, 1827 nt
Organism: Malaya genurostris
Lineage: Eukaryota; Metazoa; Arthropoda; Insecta; Diptera; Culicidae
Gene: tank
Product: etoposide-induced protein 2.4 homolog
Exons: 4
Coding region: 128-1426 (432 amino acids)
Biological process (GO): macroautophagy
Cellular component (GO): endoplasmic reticulum
Source: RefSeq, a predicted model, not a curated record
AGCUUGAAGCAAAGUAGAAAUCGAGAGCAAAAGUUACUCCCUUUUCUUUAUUCGCAACAAAAACGCAUAACUUUUAUGUUUUUGUUUGAAAUCUGGUUAGUUUUCUACAUGCGGUUUUUUUCACAAAAUGGAUAGUUUAUACAACGUAGGAGCUGCAAUAUUACUCGGUAUAUUAGAUAGCAUUAAGGGAAUAGCAGUAGUUUUUUACCUAGAUAAGGAAGCAAACCGGAAGUCACUGCAAUCGAAACCGACCCGCUCGGAACCGGGUCGUGCGACCAAGGAGAGCUUGUCCACUCCGGCCCAGCAGCAAAUUCUACACCAGACGGCAUCAUCCUCGUCGAUGUCGGGGAACGUCAACAAAGACAACGUCAAACGAAAGGAUGAAUCCAAGGUUUUGCACAACGUGCUCUAUUGCUGCCUCCUGAACGGUGGAAUCUUCAUGCUAAGCAUCCUCAUGUUCGAGUAUGGCGUUCUACCGGGACUGAAUUACUUCCUGUCGUAUAUGUUCCCCGACUCCGGCACGGUUUCGACCGUUUGGGGUUGGAUGAAACCGUCGCUAUCGUUACUGUUCCAUAGCUUCUGGGUGGCACCGCUGUUUCUUUUUAGUAAAAUCGUCAAUAGUCUCUGGUUUCAGGAUAUAGCUGACUCGGCCUACAAGUUCCGGAAGGGACGACCGCAGCUGAUCUCCAGCAUAAGCAAAUUGAUAGCGGACACCUUGAUCAGUUUGCUAAUUCAGGUGUUAUUCCUGCUGCAAAGCACCGUCAUCAAGUACCUUCCCAUUCCGGUACCGUUCGCAUGCAGUAUCUUGUAUAUUGUGCACAUGAGUUUGCUCUGUUCGCUGUACGCGUUCGAGUACAAAUGGUUCAACAUGGGAUGGGAACUGCACAAAAGAUUAACCUACAUUGAAACCAACUGGCCGUUUUUCAUCGGCUUCGGUCUACCGUUGGCAAUCAUUUCCGAACUGCCCAAUUCGAUCGUCAUCAGCGGUUGUGUAUUCUCAGUGCUGUUUCCACUGUUCAUUCUCAGUGCCAAUGAGGCUACUCCAAAAGUGGGAGUGUGUGAAACUCCUUUGAAACUGUUCUCUUUGGUAGUAGCCAUAACCAACGCUCUAUUCAGUAGCCGAACUAAGCUGGGCAAAGCUGCCCUGUCGACACCGAUCAGUGCUAGCCAGGGAACACCCGGAAGUUCGAUGAGAAUGGGUCGCGGAAUGUCGCCUCCGUUAUCGAGCAGUACACCAACGCCAUCGCUCAAUUACCAGCUGAGUCAGCAGCAAAAAAUUCGACACCACCAACAUCAUCACCGACAGCAUCGCCAUUCGUCGCCGUCUCCGUCGAGGGCCGGCUCUGUGGCUGAAUCAGCUCUCGGCUCGGUUAUGUCGUACCAGCAACAGCAACAGGCAGUACUAAAUCGUAACCUCAGGCGAUAAUACUCUCACACAAAAAGAAAACAAGAUGAUAGAACCGAACACAACUCUCGCGGUGCGUGUCGCAAACAAGUGAUCAACGAAUAAUUAGGAUAUCAUAGCGCAUAAUAACCACACAAGCGUACCGAUUUGGUACGAGAAAACAAAAAAUAAUCAUCUGAUAGAAUGUUGAAUGGUGCUCAGUUUAGGUUUCGGCUUUCUGUUUGGCCUUGUUUUGCGCAGGAAUGUUCUCUAUGUUUAAAGGUUUUUGUCGCCUUAGGUACAAGCUACCGUUAUCGUGUGAAGCCAGCGUGACAAACUUAUUGUCGUUUUUAAUAUAUUUUACUUCGUAAUAAAAGUAAACGAUCAGACUGCUUUUUCCUCUCUAGAAGGGAAACAUAAGAUGGUUUCUCUGAGAUUACGAA